Messenger RNA from Mangifera indica (mango), 721 nucleotides. RefSeq names its product sm-like protein LSM8. The transcript is spliced from 6 exons. Bases 197 to 493 code for a protein of 98 amino acids. NCBI's taxonomy places the organism in Eukaryota, Viridiplantae, Streptophyta, Magnoliopsida, Sapindales, Anacardiaceae. The record is from RefSeq and is a predicted model, not a curated record. Gene Ontology annotation, cellular component: precatalytic spliceosome; U6 snRNP; U4/U6 x U5 tri-snRNP complex. Gene Ontology annotation, molecular function: RNA binding. Gene Ontology annotation, biological process: mRNA splicing, via spliceosome.
CACAAAAUUAAGCCAUAAGAACGGUGAAACGACACGUGCAAUGAGCAGAGCAGAAGAGUCAGGAGGAAAGGAGGGUUUAUUCCUUGAAAACCUGAGAGGCAGUUCUUCUCAGCUCACAGUCUAAGCGCUUUCUAAAAUAUUGCUGUCAACUCAUCUUGCCAAGUUUUUCUGAUUCAGGGGUUGGGAAAGUGGUACAAUGUCAAAUGGCCCGGGACUUGAGUCUCUUGUAGAUCAGACAAUAUCAGUCAUAACAAAUGAUGGACGUAACAUAGUGGGAAUUUUGAAAGGAUUUGACCAGGCCACUAAUAUAAUCCUUGAUGAAUCCCAUGAACGUGUUUACUCCACGAAGGAAGGUGUUCAGCAACUUGUGUUAGGAUUGUACAUAAUAAGGGGUGACAACAUAAGCAUUGUUGGGGAACUUGAUGAAGAAUUGGAUUCUAAUCUUGACUUGUCAAAUUUGAGGGCACAUCCCCUCAAACCUGUCAUCCAUUAAUGGACUGUUGAAGCUACUCCCUGAGCAGUAGGAACCUGGUAAAAAUCAUAACUCAGGAGUACAAUAACAGAAAUGAUAAACUGCACAUUAGAUUAAUACUAUGAAAGAGGUCUUUUUUUUUUUAGUUCUUGUUUUGUAUAAUGUGCUGACGUUUGUAGACUGGCUAAAGAUCCAAUCUAUGCUGUAUCAUUUGUUAAUUGUGACAAAAAUGGAUAUCGAUUGUCUAUA